Nyctereutes procyonoides (raccoon dog) is the source of this 2703-nucleotide messenger RNA. RefSeq names its product chromosome unknown C3orf20 homolog (gene FAM194C). Bases 1 to 2703 code for a protein of 900 amino acids. NCBI's taxonomy places the organism in Eukaryota, Metazoa, Chordata, Mammalia, Carnivora, Canidae. The record is from RefSeq and is a predicted model, not a curated record. The transcript has 16 exons.
AUGAAUGACAUCAAGAGCAACCGAGAACUGUACCAGCAAUACACAGCCUCGGCCCCCAGGCUCCUGGCCCGCAUCUCCAAACUGCUCAUCAGUUGCCGGAACUCAGGCAUUUCUGUACCUAAGGGCAUCAGGAACAUCUUUGAGUUCACUUGGGAGGAGCUUAUUGCCGACCCCAUGGUGCCUACCCCAUCUGACAUCAUGGGCCUGGAGAUCAGCAUUGGAGCUCCCCCCAUAGUGCUUAUGGAAUCAGCCCCCAUGCAGGUCCCUGUCCAGAAGAAGCCAGCACCACCAGCAAUACCACCGCCACAGUUGCUGCCCACCGGGCCAGCCAAGUUCACCACCCAUGGCUAUCUGAUGCACUCUGGCCAGGAGACCCUGCACAAAUUCCAGCGGCAGUCCAUUCACUUGCUCACAGAGCUGCUCGCCCUGAAGAUGAAGGCCAUGGUGGAGUCCGUGUCUGUGGGUGCCAAUCCCCUGGAUAUCACAAGGCGUUUUGUGGAGGCCAGCCAGCUCCUCCACCUCAAUGCCAAGGAGAUGGCUUUUGACUACCUGAUUGGCACAAUUGGGAGAAGUGGUCAGAGUGUUGGACAGUUUGGGAAAGAUUCCUCUAUGAACACUCCAGCCAUAGGAGUGAACUCACCUUACCAGCUUGUCUAUGAGUCCUCUACUGGCUGUCUAAGCUUUUCCCUCUCAACUGGAAGAGAUGUUAAGAAGAAAACAGGUAAAUCAAAAAUCUUAGAAGACAUAACCAUAGCACCCUUACAACGAGGAGCUGGAAUCUCUGUCUCUGACAGUAUGGAGUUCAACGACCCCUGCCCUGAGGCCCGGGAGAAACUGCAGGAGAUGUGUCGCCAUAUAGAAGCUGAAAGGGCCUCGUGGAAAGGGAGGAAUUUCUCCUACCCCAUGAUCUUUCGCAACUACAGGGCAAAGGUGCCCUCUCAUCUAAUGUCAGCCCCGAAAGGGGAUGCUCAGACCCUGAGCUCCCACCACUCUCACCUUCCGGGUGCUCAGACAUCCACUCCCACCCCUCACCAGCCUCCUGUCUACCACCAUCCUCACUUCAGCCGGCAUUCUCAGGACUGGAAGGUAUCCAAGAAGGUCAUCAAGUUGCAUUACACCUUCUAUGAUGGGUCCUCCUUUGUGUACUAUCCCUCUGGAAACAUCGCCAUGUGUCAGAUCCCCACGUGCUGCAGAGGGAGAACCAUCACCUACCUCUUUAAUGACACACCCAACUUCUUUCUGGCUCUGUUCAAUGCUGAAGGACAGGGCUAUGUUUACUACAACCUGAAGGCCCGUUGCCCCUACGUCUUGGUCUUGGAUGAGGAAGGUGGGACUGCCAAUGACUCCAAGGGCUACGUAGUCCACAAAUGGAGCUGGACUUCCAAGACGGAGACUUUGCUCUCCCUGGAGUAUAAGGUGAAUGAGCAAAUGAAGCUGAUGGUGCUGGCCCAGGACUCCAUCACAGUCACCUUUACUUCCCUAAAUGAAACAAUAACACUCUCUGUAUCAGCCAACAACUGUCCCCAUGGGGUAGCACAUGAUAAACGGCUGCUGGCCCGCAUGGACGACAAGAUAGCUAAGAUGAACCGAGCUCUGGCAGAGAUGAGGAAGCGAUUUCAAAAGACAGUGUCACAGUUUAUGAAUUCUGUCUUGCUGACAGCAGGCCUGUUCACCAUAGAAUACCCGGUUAAGGAAGAGGCAGAAAUCAAUCAAACCAGGGUAAAAUCGAGUCUCUACCUUGAGCGGAGCACCAAGCCAACUGGAUACUCAGGAGAAGCCCUUUUACUACGAUCUCAGUCAGCCCGAUUGGAAUCCUCAGUUGGAGAGUCUUCGAAGGAAGAACAUGGGUCUGUUUCUGUAAGCCCCACUCGGAAGAAGAGUAUCAAGAUCCAACCCAAAGCUGUGGUCACACCCAGAAGGAAGGCUCGAGAGGGGCGCAGCCCCACCAGGUGGGCGGCCUCACCUUCUGACUGCCCACUGGUGCUGCGGAAGCUCAUUCACAAGGAAGACAUUCGGGCUGGCUGUAAGUGCAUGGUGAAGGCACCCCUGGUAACUGACGUGGAGCUAGAGCGCUUCCUGUCUGCACGCCGCGACCCCAGCCAGGUCCUGGUGUUCGGCAUAGUCUCAAGCCAGAGCCCCACCAGUACUGCACAGCUCCAGUGGCUGCUCGACACACUCUACAGUCACCGGCAGCAGGGCCGAGCCUCACCCUGUAUCCAGUGCCGGCAUGACCCCUACCGCCUGCUGCGGUAUGAUCUGGACAGCCCCCUGCAGAGGGAACCACCCCUACUGGUGAAGAAGUAUGCUGUGGUGCAGGGGAUGAUUCUGAUGUUUGCUGGGGGGAAGCUUCUUUUUGGAGGCUGUGUUUUGAAUGGAUAUGGCUUCAGCAAGCAGAAUCUGCUGAAACAGAUCUUCCAGGCUCGACAAGACUGCAAGAUGGGCUACUUCCUGCCAGACAACUACAAAUUUAGCCUUUCAACCUAUAUCCCGGGCCUGGAAGACCCUGACUCAGCCAUGAAGGCAAUAUCAGAAGACAUCCAAGGAAGCUUCUCUUCGUUGGCCCUGGAGGACAAGAUGGAGGAGUCCUCUCCUGAGGCUGAGAAGAAAAUGAAACCACCUGAAGUGGACCUGCCUACUCUCAGCAAAACCAGGAGGGGCAGUAAGAAGGUGGCCUCCUGGAAAAAACAGUCCUCCAAGAAAUGA